AUGGAUGGAAACCGCUUUGGACAUUAUAUUACAUUCCAAGAAGGAAGUUCCAUUAAAUUGUUAGACUAUAAUGAAGACCAGAAAAUCGUAUUGCGUGAGGAUGCGUUGGAUAUCUUGCGUAGAUUAGAAGAGCCGGUCGCGGUUAUCUCGUUGGUUGGGUCAUAUAGACGAGGGAAGAGCUGGUUUGCAAACGUUUUGCACGGAAGACACGAUGGGUUCACUUUAGGUCAUGGAACUGCAGGUGAAACACGUGGGAUUUACAUGUGGGAUUCACCUUUCAUGUAUGAAGGCAAACGAAUACUAGUCCUCGAUUCAGAGGGCUUGGAUGAUCCCGAGCGGGACGCCGGGUUUGCCACAAAGUUAUUCGUCCUAUGUCUCGCUAUAUCGUCUUCUUUUAUCUACAAUAUCAACGGCGUAAUCGGAAAAGAAGAUGUGGAGAAACUAUUCUUGAUGACGGAUUUGUCGAGAUUCGUUAAUCCUAACGACACAAGCAGGGUUAUGCCGCAUUUAAUAGUUUUACUGCGAGACUUUAUGUUAGAGAGGCCAGACCAUUUUGGCGAAUAUUUCCUAGAGCAACUGCGUAGUGUAAAUGAGGAAGCUGCGAAUAACAUAGACGAUAAAUUUUCAGAGUUUACAGUCUAUGGUUUGCCCCAUCCCGGACUAUCUAGCCACCAGCUAAGGGAAUUACAUGAAAUAGAUACAUCCGACUUUGACGAAGAAUUUAUUGAAGAAGUAACAAACGCGGUGAACGAAAUAUUGGAAACGGUUCAGCCCAAAUAUAUUGACUCGAAUCCAGUUAAUGGAGAUGUUCUCGCAACAUUCCUCGAAUGCUGUGUCCAAACACUAAACACCCGCGAUAAUCAAUUUGAUUUGAGUUUGUCUACCAACUAUGAUAAUAUUGUCCAAUAUGCUGCCAAAAAAGCUGCGACUGAAUCUUUCGAUUGGUAUAGUUCGAUAAUGGCAGCGGAAUUAAACGAAAGCGUACUACCUGUACCAUGGAAUGUAUUUGAUAACAUACAUAACGAAUCAUUGCAAAAUGCUGAGAACUGUUUUAACAACAGUCUGGUUGGAAAUGGAAUACAUCUGUUGAAGGCUUAUCAAGAGUUUAGAAAAAAUGUCGACCCCCUUUUGACUAGGCUUCGAGGGCAAAAUUCCGAAUUGCUUUAUUCGUGUAAUCGGGAUACGGCGUGUUUACUCUGGGAACAGUUAAUUACUUCCCAUUUGACGGCCGAUAAUUUAUUUAGCUCUGUAGAAGCGCUGGAACAAGCUUUUGAACGCUUUGAAGAACACUAUCUCGAUGCUAAAUUAGACUGCCCCGAAGCUACGCGAGUACUAGACGAAUUUAGGUCAGUUUACUACAAUUCAGCCAGAAAUUUGUUCAACAAUCUGAAAUUACUCAGAGACGAGGUUGAAUUAGAGAAAUGGUUGACUAUAGAAGCACAAAAAGAUCGAGCCGAAGCACAGGCCGAACUACCAAAGAUAGCUGGUCGUAUGGAAGGGCUCGACGAUAUAUCGAAAAGACAGAAAGAGGAGGCAGACAGAUAUCGACAACAAGCUGAGGAGAUGGAAAGAAGGGUCAGGGAUCUAGAACAACAAAUGCAGAGAAGGGAAGGUGAAUAUCAAGCGAUGAUAAAUAAUCUACAAAAUGAAUUGAGGAAUCGAUGA
Molecule: messenger RNA, 1665 nt
Organism: Paraglomus brasilianum
Lineage: Eukaryota; Fungi; Glomeromycota; Glomeromycetes; Paraglomerales; Paraglomeraceae
Source: the annotation of a GenBank genome assembly